This is a messenger RNA of Vigna unguiculata (cowpea), 2205 nucleotides long. RefSeq lists its product as uncharacterized. Lineage: Eukaryota; Viridiplantae; Streptophyta; Magnoliopsida; Fabales; Fabaceae. The record is from RefSeq and is a predicted model, not a curated record.
AGAGGUGGAAAGAGGAAAAGGAAAAGAUAGAAACAGACGUUUGCAGAAGGAAAAUAAAAAGAGAAGAUGCAGUGAGUCACAGUCACACAAUACGGAGAAACUAACAGAGGCGCCACCGUUUCCGUUUUCAACAACCUCUACCCUAACGCCGUCGUACCGGCUUCUGCUUCGGCGGCGCUGCGCCGUGUGCCGCGUUUUAACUGAAAAACGGACGCGACGGACUCCAUUUCCGUAUAUGACCAGAGCUCGAUUAUUUUCCCUCUUUUAUCUCAGUUUAUAGUUUGCGAGAGGAAGUAGGGUUACGGUUUCUUGCUGGAAAUUGAGGCGGCUUUUGAGAUUUCAAUUGUGAUUUUCGGUUAUCAUGGGAUCAGCUUGUUGUGUUGCUGCAAAGGAUCCUAAUCUUCCUAACAGAACUAGAGGUGAAAGCUUGCGUAGGGAUGUUGUGUAUUCACCAUCGUGGAGCUUUCAAUGGGAUAGUAGGGAACGUGUUACUGGUGAAAUUGAGAAUCCUUCUUAUCACACAUCUCAUUUAGACAGUAGAAAUGUCAGCAUGGAGUUAAAAGGUUCAUUAAGCUCUGAAAGAGGUAAUCUGUCUGAUGGGGGAAGCAUCAUGGAGAACUCUGUGACUCCUAUUUCACUGAAGUCCCCUGUUGAUGAGGCGCUGGUUGCAAAUCUGAUGACCCCCUCGUCUGAUCUGUCCAUGUCAAGCAAUUUUUCUACAGUGGUGAAGAAUCCAGCGGAGUCUUCAAUACCAAAUCUUUCUUUUUCAAUACCUUCAGUCUUCUCAACGCCCACAGUAGAUCCUAUGCCUAAUCACAAUUAUAACCAUCUUCCCAACUCUACCCCAACAAGAUGGGCACAUCGAUCACCAGCACACCCUCUGUUGAGACAGAUUUCUGAUAGUCGAAUUAUGGGUCUGAAAUCACCGGACAACUCAAUUUCUGAAGGAAGGCCAUCCUUUGUACUCUCUACUUGCAGCAACGAAAUGGCUGCUGGAUCCCUAUGUGGAUCAUCUGAUGGAUGGUCAAUGCGAACCUUCUCUGAGAUGGUGGCAUCAUCCCAAAGGGAAAGGUGGUCUUUUGAUAGUGAGUGUUUUGGCUCUGGUCGUCACAAGAUAAGUGGAUCCAGUAGCAGGUUCUCAUAUUCUCCCUCCAUGGAACUGCAAUCUUGUGGGGCUUGCUCAAAGCUUUUGACUGAGAGAUCAACAUGGAGCAACCAAAAGUUUAUUGCCAGCAAUGACCUCUCGGUUGUUGCUGUGCUGGUCUGUGGUCAUGCAUAUCAUGCAGAAUGUUUAGAGGCCAUGACACCAGAGGCAGAUAGGUAUGAUCCAGCUUGUCCAAUUUGUAUGGUUGGAGAGAAGCACUUUUCAAAGUUGUCUAGAAAAGUUCUUCGGGCUGAAUCAGAGAUGAAGGCCAAGAACCACAAGAUAUCAAGAAACCGUGUGGUUGAUAGCUACCUUGAUGGUGGUUUUGAUGUUUUUGAUCGCCAAAAAGAUAUUGAUUUAGGAGGAAAAGUUUCAAAAAUGGAGCCAAGCUCCAGUGCGAGGAGCUCAUUUGGAAAGCCAUUCUUGAGGCGGCACUUUUCACUUGGAUCCAAGUGGAGCCGAUCCCUGUCCGAUAACGAUUCUGCCAGGAAGAAAGGCUUUUGGGCUAGAUAUCGGAAAGAUUGAGUUCCAUUUGCUAAAUUCCAGUGAGGUUGAUGUGGUUCAUAUGAACUGUAUGAAUAUAACGUCCCUUGGCAAUUGUGGCUGAGCCAAAGCAAAGACGACCACAGGGAAGCAGAGGAAAGAAUAGAUAUAUAUUUUUGUUUACGAAGAUUUCUGCUUCAUUCCAUUCUAUGGUAACAGUAAGAGGCAGACUGCUGCAGAUUUCUGCACUCGACAAAAUAAGGUUUAAAAGUGCAGCGCAGGAAACAUAAACUCCUGUAUUUAUAUUUCUAAUGAAUGAAUAUAACAUAACUUUGCUAAUUUAGUCAUAUGGAUAGAAGGAGAAUCCAAAGAAUGAUUUAUGAGACAGAAUCACUGAAUGUUGUAAUUGACUCAAAUCUUAUGCUUCCAAGACUGCUUUUUCUGUCGGUAAGCACUGCCAUACUGGGAAAAUGAAGAGCAGUGCACUCACAAGCAAUGCUGCGUACAAAAUCAUGGAUAUAUUGUAUUUAUACCCAGUUAUUGGUAUAGUUAUAUAAAAUAGGUUUUGGAUGUGCUAA